AUGCGACAUAAAACGAUCGUGACAAUAAUUAUAUUAUUAUGGCAUGUUUGUGUUGCUCAAAACACACCAGCUGACGAUGAAAUAACUUCAAAAAUCAAAAGAGUAGAAAAUGGAUUACGUUACGCAAUAAAUGUGGAAGGAAAAUCUGUUCCAAUAUUUACAAUUCAUGAACGAAUGAAACAUUAUCAUGUUUCUGCAGUUAGUAUAGCUUUGAUAAAUGAAGGAAGAAUCGAAUGGACGAAAGCCUACGGUUAUCUUGAUGCAGAAUAUAUGAAAAGAGCGAAUACAUUUACAUUGUUUCAGGCAGCUUCUAUCAGUAGACCAGUAUCAGCAAUGGUUGCUUUGAAAUUGGUGGAACAGCAAAAACUUGAUCUAGACGAAAAUGUUCAUACAUAUCUUCGAUCGUGGAAGGUAAAAAAUACAUCGUUCACUGAAAAAGAAUCCGUCACUUUACGCCGACUUCUUACACAUACAGCUGGUCUUACUGUUCACGGCUUUCUUGGCUAUGCUGCAAAUGAAACAUUACCGACGCUUAUACAAAUUCUCAAUGGAGAAAAUCCAGCUAAUUCAAGACCUAUUAUUUCUGAUCACACUCCAGGCAGUCAUUGGCAAUAUUCAGGAGGUGGAUAUGUUCUUUUACAGCAAUUAUUAGAAGAUGUAACAGGAUGGGAUUUUUCUUCGUUGAUGCAACGUUCUGUACUUUCUCCAAUUAAUAUGAAACAUAGUACUUUUCAACAGAUACUACCCCUGUCGUGGCAGUAA
Adineta steineri is the source of this 762-nucleotide messenger RNA. The record is from the annotation of a GenBank genome assembly. NCBI's taxonomy places the organism in Eukaryota, Metazoa, Rotifera, Eurotatoria, Adinetida, Adinetidae.